This is a messenger RNA of Tricharina praecox, 1244 nucleotides long. RefSeq lists its product as uncharacterized. The transcript has 3 exons. NCBI's taxonomy places the organism in Eukaryota, Fungi, Ascomycota, Pezizomycetes, Pezizales, Pyronemataceae. The record is from RefSeq and is a predicted model, not a curated record. Bases 232 to 1155 code for a protein of 307 amino acids.
AUUUUUUGCUUUGCGAUCAACCGAGUCCCGACUAUCGUCCGCGCAUUCCUACCUCCUACCUACCGUCUCGUCUCGCACAUCUUGCCUCGUACAUCUCGCCGAGCACAACUUUCAGAUUUCAGAUUUCAGAUUUCAUCUCGCCGAGCACGCACAUACACAGAUACAGACACACACACAGACACGGAAACACACACAUACACAGACAAGUACACGCACACAUACACAUACACAAUGCAUCGCCAUCUACCGCUCCUACUACUCGCCAUCGUAUCCACGACGGCGUCGGCGUCGUCAUCAGGAACCGCUGCGAUUCCGGGAAUAAUGUUCAUUCCCCGAGACGUGCUCGCUCGGCGGGCGGUGUGCGGCUUCGGCGAGGUCUGCGGCAGCGGGUGCGCCAGUGGUCCAUGCUGUGACGAUGCUGCUGGGAUUUCCUGCGUGGAAGGAUCGGUGUGCACGGAUAUCGGCGGGGUGGUCGGAUGUUGUCCCGCGGGCGAAACGUGUGACUGGCUGCAGGAGUGUAAAGACUUUGCGGCGGAGGAGUGUGCGGGCGAGGGGGCUGAGGGGUGUUGUCCGGAGGAAGCUCCGUACUGUGAUCAGGCGAGGAGUAUUUGUACUGCCGUCCCUGUCUCCGCCUCCGCCUCCGUCGCCUCCUCAUCAUCCUCCUCCAGCUCCUCCACCCUCCCCCCUCUACGACUGGCCAUCACAACCACCACCUCAUCCCUCGCCAGCAUCUCGCCAACAACAUCCCUCCUCCCAGCAGAGGCAGAAACAACAAUCCUCUUCGAAACCUUCGAGACCGCAGUGGCUGUGCCGACCUCACUAGUCCUAGACGAGCCCUUCCCGACCCGGACCUUCGAUGCCCUGGACGGCGCACGCAUAACCGCAGCCGCAGGGACUGGAACGGCGCAGCCAUCGCAACCGUCAGGACUGAUCGUGCCGCCGGCGCCGCUGUAUCCCGCCAGCAACGGCACGGGCUUUGCGGGCUUUGCGGGGAAUGCUAGUGCUGGUACCAACGUGACCGGGAAUAUGAAUCUUACAAGGUUUGAGAGUGCUGCGGGAGGCAGAGCGAGAGGCGCAGGUGCAGGGACGGGCGGAAGGGUCUGGCCGCUGGUUCUGGGUCUGGGCGUCGCGGCGGGCGGGUUCUCGUUGCUGUGAGGGUGGAAAGGGCGGAUGCGGGUGGGUGGGAGUUUUUGGCGUUUUGCUCUUUCUUUUCGGUUUGGUUUGGGAUGUAUCAUGUAUGAUGC